UUCAGGCGCGCAAGUUGUUGUUUUAUCAUGUUAUCAGCAACUUUUGUGUGAAACUGAAGUGUUAAAACUAUAAAAUGCCGAAAGCAGCUCUUCAAAUCCUCCAGCCCGCAGUUUCGCGGGACGAAACUGAUCGGAUACCGAAAAAUAUUAAUAUAACCAAUUUGGACAUCGUAAUGUAUGUUGUCGCGAUUUUGGGGCAUUUUGUGGAUCUGGGAUUAGAUAUUAACGUUGCCAUUAGGUAUUACUUGGCCAAUAAUGUUAUGGAAUUCGGGUGGACACUGGCUUUCAUACUUGUACCAGCUUUUAUCAAUACCUUGGUGUCUAACAGAAUGUAUUCUCAAGAUAAAGAAUUGGGGGAAGAUUCGUUAUCAAACACGGUGACCAAACAGAGGUGGUUGAGAAUUUUUAUUCUCGUGCUCCAAAUGGCGCCGAUAUUACGGUUUACUGAUGCUUUGAUUUACGCAAUCAAGUCUCGCCGAGCCGAACGCAAGAAGGAUGAAGCCACACAGCGCCUGUACUACGGUCUGAUGCUGAAAGAGGAUUCAGAUGCAGCACUGCUGAGGAUCUUCGAAUGUUUCCUAGAAGCCGCGCCUCAGCAGGUCUUGCAGACCAGCUUGUUGCUCCGGCGGUAUGAGGAUUUUAGAGUCCACCAGAUCCUGUCGAUCUGCUCGUCCAUCAUCGGCAUGGGCUGGUGCUUGGCAGCGUACCAGCGCGCAGUGCGGUUCGCGCAACAAGACAAGCUCAAUAUGAAUUGGCAAGGGUCUGUGUUGCAGGUCGUCUGGCAUUUCCUUGUUACACUGAGCCGCAUCAUCUCAAUAUCAAUAAUAGCAUACCUCUUCCCAAUAUGGACCAUCUUAGCCUGCUUCAUCCAUAUAUUCUGCAUGUCAAUCUGGCUGCAACUGCUCGACCGUUCUCCGUUCUGCUCACACAACAAGAUAGCCGAACUAGCCUUCUCUGUCGCACUUGGGGCCGUGUAUUUAUUCACAUACAUCCUCCCCAUUGAAGGUAGAACGAGGUAUAGAUACACGGUGUAUUAUAUAUUAUGUUUUUUUCAAAAUCUGACCUGUGCGUUGUUAUGGUACUUCUACGUAGAUGAUGCUACAAGGAAUUCUGUGUAUUUUCACCUAGUGUCGGUAUUGACUAUAGUGCCAUAUUGCAUAGGGAUAUUAUUCAUGGUUGUCUAUUAUAUGUUCUUCCAUCCAAAAGUGAAAGUGCGAAGAGGAAUUACUGAUACAGCAGUCAGUUUCAAAGUGAACGAACAAAUUGCUGAAGUUAGCUAGAGUUAAAUGAUUAGCUUUUGCUAUUUAAUCAUCUAGUAUUAUUAUCAUAGGCUCUCCAAGUUACCGUAGAAUAUAAUUUUAAAUAUUUUUACAACAGUACAAUUUUAUACAAUCUCAUAUCAUACAUAUAUCUAACGAAAGUU
This is a messenger RNA of Pectinophora gossypiella (pink bollworm), 1423 nucleotides long. Its product is annotated as XK-related protein 6. Gene Ontology annotation, cellular component: plasma membrane. Lineage: Eukaryota; Metazoa; Arthropoda; Insecta; Lepidoptera; Gelechiidae. The coding region runs from base 75 to 1280 and encodes 401 amino acids. Gene Ontology annotation, biological process: engulfment of apoptotic cell; phosphatidylserine exposure on apoptotic cell surface; apoptotic process involved in development. The record is from RefSeq and is a predicted model, not a curated record. The transcript has 5 exons.